AUGUUGAUCAAGGGCGAAAAGUAUGCCUGCGAGGCAUGUGUGCGAGGUCAUCGUGUCAGCAAUUGCCAGCACGCCGACCGACCAUUACAGCACAUCAACAAAAAGGGUCGACCUGUCUCGCAAUGUACCCAUUGCAGAACUCUGCGUAAAUCACGUUCGGCCCACGUUCGAUGCGAUUGUGGCGGUGACAAGUCGCACACGAAGUCGUCCUGUUCAACCGAGGUCGAGUCCCAAGCAGACAGUUGCUGCUGUAGCCACGGAGCUCGCUGUUCCUGUGCUCUCAAGAAGGAACACCUGGAUCCUGUCCCAGAAUCUGAUUCGGACGAACCAACUGUACCCGCCGUGCCCAACGACAGGCGAAGACCACGAGCCUCAACUGCCCAGUCUGAGAAUAGUCUUACAACAUUCGUCAAUGGUCAUCAUAAACCCGUACACAAGCAUAACACGAUGGCUCACAAAUGUGGCUUACCAUACGUCGUACCGAGGUCACACACAAUCCAUGGGUUGUCCAGUACUGGACUCGCAAAUCGAUCCGUCGACAAUCUACCCCACACCAAUGCCGUAGAAAAUUUGCACAGCGACUCGCACAUCAAAGACUCUAUAGUAAGCGCACAACAAGAGCAGCGCAUGGUAAAGUCGGAGCAUGGAAGUCCAAUAAUAAGUCCAGUGUCAAGCUUGAACCAAUGGAACAGCAAUCUUCCCCCUUUGGAUCUCAGCAACUUAUCUGGAGAUUAUGUAUCUUGCUUGGAUGGAUUCUCCAGCGUCCCAGACGAUCAACCACUAUUUUCUGCAGGGCUCAGUGCUGCUUCGAUUGACUGGUCUCACUACGAUGGUCUCGAUUUCAAUAACGAUACUUUUGCAACUUCUUCUUACAGUCAAGCCCCCUCCUUUACAGGAUUUGAUUUCAGCAGUAUCGAGCAACCUGCCCUGACAACAACAUCAACUUCGGGUGAGAUUUCAGAGGUCGAAGAUUUUGGAUCUUUGGGCGACGUCUCAAAUGCAAACACCAGACCUUCGCUAUUGACCACGACCAAGUAUGGAUCGGACUUCGAUACUUCCGACAUAGGCGGAGAGCUUGAUGGAUAUCGACUUAGUACCGCGUCAUCUUACGUUGGAAUUCCCCAGGCUCAAAUGCUUGCAGGCAAUAACGUUGACGCCCUUGAUAUGGAAACCUUCUUAAAGGGCGGAGUUUCUUCCGGCAAUGGCUACUCAAAUGUAUGCGACGGCUUGCCGGCCACAUCAUACCCAAGCGACGGAAAAUUGGCGCAGUUGUCCCCUUAUGAAGACAGCACCAACUUCCCGCUUCUUUCAGCUGAUGAUGAUGCGUUCUGGAUGAACAAUUUCACGCCAAAUAACUACACCACAAAUGAUGCUUGCGGAAAUUUAUCAGAGGAAAACAUUUGGACUCAAUAA
Glarea lozoyensis ATCC 20868 is the source of this 1413-nucleotide messenger RNA. RefSeq names its product Zinc copper-regulated transcription factor. Gene Ontology annotation, cellular component: nucleus. Gene Ontology annotation, biological process: intracellular copper ion homeostasis; intracellular iron ion homeostasis; positive regulation of transcription by RNA polymerase II. The coding region runs from base 1 to 1413 and encodes 470 amino acids. Gene Ontology annotation, molecular function: RNA polymerase II cis-regulatory region sequence-specific DNA binding; DNA-binding transcription factor activity, RNA polymerase II-specific; copper ion binding. The record is from RefSeq and is a predicted model, not a curated record. The transcript is spliced from 3 exons. Lineage: Eukaryota; Fungi; Ascomycota; Leotiomycetes; Helotiales; Helotiaceae.